Pygocentrus nattereri (red-bellied piranha) is the source of this 2264-nucleotide messenger RNA. RefSeq lists its product as uncharacterized. NCBI's taxonomy places the organism in Eukaryota, Metazoa, Chordata, Actinopteri, Characiformes, Serrasalmidae. The record is from RefSeq and is a predicted model, not a curated record. Bases 291 to 908 code for a protein of 205 amino acids. The transcript is spliced from 4 exons.
AACUCACAGGACCCUACAGGUACAGGUUUUGACCUGAAUGCACUGGUCUUCUCCAAACAUAACGCUCAACGAUAACGUUGUCUACGUCAGAAUUUUGACCCUUAGCAUGCUCUUUAAACUUGUACCGGAGAGAGCACUUGCAUAACAGUGGCAUCACUGAAGCACUAAAAUCGACAAGUUCAGGCAGGCUUCCUUUAAUCUUCCAGGGCAAAGUUUGUUCUUUUGACAUCAUUAAAUUACAUCAGAAGUGGGUUGGGCUGGGUGCUGUUGGAGUACAGGAGACGAAGAGAAUGUGGCUGAAGGUGCUGCUGCUAAGCUUUAUUAGUUGUUUUGCAUGUCAAGCUGACAUUUGCGUUGUUGGAGUCUUUGGGGAAUCUGUCUUCCUGCCCUGCCUCUAUAAUGGACUAGAGAAUUUGACAACUUUAAACAUUUCAUUCGAGUGGAGAAGAGGUGCUGAGGUGGUGUACAAGGCUCUGUGGACAGAAGGGUACGAGAAGAGAAUUGAUAAGGAUGUCAAGGACAGAAUCUUGGUGUCUGCUUUGGCACAAACUGGAAAUUUCACAAUGAAGCUGAGUGACAUCAGAUUCUCAGAUGCUCAGAAUUACACUCUGCAUCUAAACGUUCUUGAUCAUGGAGAUAAUGUCUCGAUAUGCACGGUCUGCCUCAAUGUUGCAGAUGGUGAGAACUUCAGGCAUGAACGUAAAUCUGCAUUCAUAUGGAUACUCAGCCUUGUUCUGUGUGUGCUGGUGACUGCGCUGGUGACAAUAGCUUUGUGUUUCCAGAAGAAAUGGGACAGGCAGGCUAGAAGAGAACAUGAAGACGAUUCAGACAGGGAAGAUACAGAAAUGAUCAUGAUGGACGGGAAGUAUUUUGAUGAACUGCCUAACAGAGAUAGAUGUGUCAUAUAGUCACCAGCUGUCAGUCACUGAGUGUCCCUUUACAUAUUAUUGUCACAGUAGGUGUGAUGGGUCAACUCUGUGAUGCAACUUUGGAACCACUUUACAAUAAGACUACUUUUAUAAAGGGUUUAUGAAUUUAAAAUGUUUAUUAAUGGUUUGUAAUUAGUUCAUAAACACCAGCAAACCAUUAAAAGGCAAAAACAUUAAUUAGCAGUUGUAACAUAAAAAGAGUAGCAGUGAACUGUUAUAUCUGAUGAAUGUGUAUAUCUGAUGAAGCUGACAGGUGCUGCCUGACGGAGAAGAUAAAGUAAGAUAAGUACCCAACCAGAUCUGAAUUUAAACUGUCUAGAUAAAUGCAGGCUCACUAUGGGCCUGUUAACAUCUUGCAACAGUGCAUUCUCUGUGAUUUUACUAUGUUCAGGUUUCACCUGACAGCAUGACAAGCCAGGGGUAACCACCCCAAGGAUGCAUUGUGAUCGGAUUACGAUCAGAUCAGUCAAACCCCUUUCAGAGGAGGUCCGAGAUGGAUCAUGAACAUAUUCAACACAAGGGUAAACCGGUUGCAUUUUCAUUAUCUGUAAUUAUGUGAACAGAAAUGCAUCUGCUGCACGCAGCUUAGCCAGUGAGAAGCUAAUACAUAAACUUUAAGGAUAAACAAUAAAAUGAAAGAUGGUGGCUCAAAGGUACAACUGACAUUACAACAUUUUCUUCUGAAUGCUGCAAGCAAUUACACAUCUCUACCCAAUGGCCAAAUCUUACAUAAUGCAGUUUUAAGUGUGUAUGAUUUUAAUACCCAUUUAUAAACUAAUGUUCAACCAAUUAUAAACCCUUUAUAAGUGUAGUCUUAGUGUAACCAGGUAUCUUUUUCUUGUUCCAUUUUCAGAGACACUGACCACUGACCAUAGAUCACUACUGUACUCUACUGCUGAACUGUAUUUAUUAACUUUAAAACAGUGAAUGAACUUGAACAAUGAACUUUAAAUCGUUUUAAGCAAUUUUUAAAACACUACAGAAUGGAAUUAUUACUUAUUUAUUUUAAGAAACAUUUUUUUAACUACAAAUAGGAAGUGUCAUUAUCUCCCUGGUCAGGUCCCAGGCCUUCCUUUUUCUACUCCAGUCUCAUCUUUCUUGUUUUGCCUAACUCCACCUUUUUGUUACUAACUGGGGGUAACCCAGUGUUCCCAGAAAUGUCUUGUAAAUAUGCAAAAAAGGUACAUCACUUCCCUUGCUAGUGUUCCCUUUGUGCGUUGUUAGUUGUUUCUGUCUGCAGAGUUACAGGAAGCUUAUGCGCAUUGUUGCUAACAACUGUGUAAAUACAUCAUUAAAUUGUAUUUAUGGAUUAAAGACCUUUUUUUUCGAGACACA